Messenger RNA from Solenopsis invicta (red fire ant), 3718 nucleotides. Its product is annotated as pro-resilin. Gene Ontology annotation, cellular component: extracellular matrix. The record is from RefSeq and is a predicted model, not a curated record. The coding region runs from base 1455 to 3176 and encodes 573 amino acids. NCBI's taxonomy places the organism in Eukaryota, Metazoa, Arthropoda, Insecta, Hymenoptera, Formicidae. The transcript has 4 exons.
AGUAAUUAACAUUUUUCUGUGUGUACACAGAAAAGUUCAUUUUAAGUAAAAAUUCUUUAAAAUUCUCAAGUAAAAAUUCUUUACUUAAGAAAUGUAUGAUUCAAACGGAAUAAAAUAAAAAUUAAUCGAUUCGUUGAAAAGAUCAAUCAAGAACAUUAACGAGUGCUUAGAGAGUCACUUCAAGAGACCUCGCGCACUUAUUUGGUGCUACGCAUGCAAAUGUAUGCACGUGCAUGCACAUAGUCUGCAGAAAAUUUGUGCAAUCCGAGCAUUCGUACCGAUUGCAGGUGACGGUAGUAGCGGUGGCACACUGGAUGAGACGGGAUACGUUAUGCAAGUUUGCGCCAUACAAGUGUAUUGCGUCAGAGUGGAUCGUCGUCGGUUCUACGUGUAGACGGAGAAGUCGCGACGUUUAGGCUUUUUACAAUUUGAGGACAUGCAUUUCACGCGCACAUCACCCGGUAUUUAAGCGCGUCAAUCAGGAAGAGUCAACAAACUUUUUUUUUUUUACAAACAUUCAAAGAUUUCGUGGACCAAACUUUCUAAUUUUUUAUCACAUUCGAAACAUGAUAAUAAUAAUAAAUAUGAUAACGAUAGAAUAAUGAUAUUGUGAUUCGAUAGCUUUUGCGUUAAUAGGCUUCUACAAUAAGCUAUUAGUCGGUAUCAUAAGUCACAAGUCAUAAAAAUUGAUCAAUCACAGUCGAAUAUUCUCUUCACAUUUGACUGUGAUUGGUCAAUUUUUAUAGCUCAUGACUUAUGAUACCGACUAAUAGCUUAUUGUAGAAAGCCUUUAAAGCGUAGCUUUUCUGAUCUUUCUACUGGCAGAGGAAAAAUUAAUAAAAUUAAUGAAAUGGUACGGUUACAUAUAUCAUGAUUAAUUAAGUACGAAAUACACGCGUUGUCCAAUCUUUCAUGCAUACAGAAUGUAGUUCCUCAGUCCCUUUUAUAUCGCGCAGUUUGAGAAAAGACGCGGCUGAGCAUAUAUUUUUAACUUCUUUCGCGCGCGACGGUACAACGGAGCAAUAUAUCAAGGACCGCGUCAAAGGCGAGACGAUUUAGAGGCGCUCCAGAUGAUUACGAGUUAACGAUUCGCGCGGCGCAAUGCUGAUGGGACGGGAGUCCGCGAUCGGCGAGAUAUAGAGCGCGAAUCUGCUCGUGAGCAUACGCUUACGUAUACGCCGAUCCGGCUCUCUUCCAUCGAUCCCAUGUAGCAUCUUGUGACACACUUGCGUCGAACGUUGCUGUAAAUCUUGCCGAUUGCACCAAACUAUGAUCUAGAAACGCGGAUGAGCCUCGGGAUAUAUAAGGAGCGGAGCGAACCGGAGUGUUUGUCAUUCCCUCGAGAAAUCCAUCCCACGCUGGAAGGGUAGCAACCAGAGCUGGGGAGAGCGUGUCUCCCUCGGAGGGAUAGUGUAACAGAAAUUCCAUUUUCCUUUUGCUGCUUGGAAAGUAUUAUGGGACUCGCCAAUAUGUUUAAGAUCAGCGGAGCAACGUUCAUCAUGAUGCUGGUCGUGGCUGCUCGUUCGGAACCUCCGAUUAAUUCGUACCUACCUCCAAGAGCGGGCUCCUCCGGUGCGAAUGGCGGUCGAACCGAUCUGACCACUCAGUACGGGGCGCCGGAUUUCAAUAACGGGGGUGGCGCAACAAGUUUCAGCGGUAACGGCGCAGGUGAUGGUCCGUCGAAACUUUACGACGUACCCGUCAGGGGAAACGCCGGUGGAAAUGGUUUAGGUCGAGGAAACGGAUUUGGAGGUGGACAACCCUCCAGCUCUUAUGGCGCUCCCAACGGUGGCUCUAAUGAAAACCGAGGCAAUGGAGGAAGACCGUCGACUAGCUACGGUGUUCCUGGUGCGAAUGGGAACAACGGGGGUGGUUUCGGAAACGGAGGCGACAAAGGAAGACCGUCGACCAGCUACGGCGUUCCCGAUGCGAGUGGGAGCAGCCAGGGUAGUUUCGGAAACGUAGGUAACGGAGGAAGACCGUCGACUAACUACGGCGUUCCUGGUGCGAAUGGGAACGGGGGUGGUUUCGGAAACGCGGCUAACGAAGGAAAACCGUCGACUAGUUAUGGCGUUCCGGGUGCGAAUGGGAACAGCCAGGGUGGUUUUGGAAACGGAGGAAGGCCUUCGACUGGCUACGGCGUUCCUGGUGCGAAUGGAAACAACGGGGGUGGUUUCGGAGGAAGACCGUCGACUAGUUACGGCGCUCCCGGAGCGAACGGAAAUCACAGGGGUGGAAACGGCGGCAACGCAAGUCCCUCGACUAAUUAUGGCGUACCUGGUGGAAAUAACGGAAAUACGAAUGGCAAAGGUCGCUUUAAUGGCGGAAAUAGUGGCGGAGGACCAUCAAACAACUACGGAGUCCCAAAUGAAAAUGCAUUCGGUGGAGGAUUGUCAACCAGUUACGGUCCACCUAGUAGAGGUGGAAAUGGUAAUAGCGGCUAUCCAUCCGGUGGCUCAAACGGAGGAAGUUUCGUAAACAAUGGGGCUAACGGUUAUCCAUCUGGAGGUCCAAAUGGAAAUGCAGGAAAUUUCGGCGACGGAAGGGGAGGAAAAGGAGGAGGAAGUAGUGGUGAGGGUUACAACGACAACGCGCAAGAGGGAAGUACUGAGCCGGCAAAAUACGAGUUUUCGUAUAAAGUGAAGGAUCAACAAACCGGUAGCGAGUAUAGUCACACGGAGACUAGAGACGGUGACCGAGCUCAAGGCGAGUUCAACGUUUUGCUUCCAGACGGUAGGAAGCAGAUUGUUGAGUAUGAGGCUGAUCAGGAUGGAUUUAAACCGCAAAUUAGAUACGAGGGCGAAGCGAAUGCCGGCGGAGGAUACAGCUCCGGCGGGUCGAAUGAUAACAACGAUGGUUAUUCUUCUGGUCGACCGGGUAGCGAAGCGGGUGGCUUCGCGAACAACUCAGGAUUUAAUGGAAGCGGUACUAACGGUGGUCGUUCGAGUGGUGGCCCCGGCGACGGAAACCCUGGCGGAUUUAAUAGCGGAGGUGGCGGUGGUUAUCAGUCGGGAAGACCAGCCGGACAAUCAUUUGGCCGAGAUAACGAUGGUGGUUUAAGCGGCGAUAUCGGCGGGUACUUUGCCAAUUCUCCUAGCAAUAACAUCGGCGGCAGUGACAGCGCGAACGUCGGAAGCAACAGACAAAACGGCGGUAAUGGUGGUUACCAGUAUUAAAGAACACAUAGACCGGUCUAUUAUUUAUAGUCCGUUCUUAAGACCGGUCCCUCUCAAGAAUACAGUCUUAAGACGCUAAUCUGUGAUUGGUUCGUGACAUCUUAAGAUUGUAUUUAAGACAAUCUUAAAUAUAAAACGGACUAUGAAUACCAGCCAUAGUUUAAUAGAUUUAGAGAUUAUCACAGUCUUGCAUAAUCUUGCAAAAGGAUGAAGAAUCGACCGAGGAAAGUUAUUUAUACUUUUUUUUAUAUAUAUUUAACCAAAUGUUAUUAACAGUGAUCGCACGUACAUACAAUGGGAACCUCCUGUAUUACCGUAUUAUUGUAUUAUCCAUUAACAAGAUUUUUCCAUCGUCAACAAAAAGACGUAAAUUUAUAAAAAUAUCAAGAUACACCUUUUGCGCUCUAGUUUCCGUAAAUAUAAAAUUCAUAAAUCAAUAUUAUUAAAUGUCCCACGUUCAUAGCACGACUUAUUUAAACUUGUGUAGCAACUUUUAGCUAGUAAGCAAAAAAAGAAAAAAAAUAAUAAACGAACGUAUAACC